AUUUCAUUCAUUCUUUAAGUAAGUUGAAUAGCAAAAAAAAAUUAAUUAUAUAUUAACUUCAGUAAUAUAAUAUUUUUUAAAUAAAUAAUUUAACUUUCUCUGAGCUAUGUAGAUAAAAAUUUAUAAAAAUAUUAUAAUGUAAUUGCUGUACUUGGACUGCUAGGUAAAUCAGGAAUUUAUCAUGUUUUAUGAGACCCACCAUUUGACCGGUAUGAAUACUAGUGUAUAAAUUUCUAUGACAAAAGGGGUUACCACUGGCAUUUUGUCCAGAGAAGCCUACGAAUUGAUUAAAACGUUACCAAAUCUAAUCAUGAGUUAUAAUCAAAUCUAUAAAACUAAGGAGCAUGUCGAUCAUAUUGAGAAUAAAACAAAGCCUACUCCUAUUGCAAUGGUUGCACCAGAGGUAAAACAGAGUGCCGAAGUUGACACGGAAAUCACUAAGACGUGUGCGGUGCUGGGAUGUGAGGCCUCUAAGAAUAUGGGAGCGGAAUCAUUUUUCAGGUUCCCAGAGGAGCCCAACCUCAAACAGAUAUGGACAGACCUCACUGGGCGGAACAACUGGACUCCCACAGACUACUCGUAUAUUUGUAUACAACAUUUCUCCAUAGACUGCUUCACGUGUGAUGCUGAUAAUCAAAUGAUCUUGAUAGAUAAGGCUGUCCCGUCUUUGAAACUGCCCAGGCAUGUGUUGGAGGUUGAGUACAUAGACGAAGACACAUUUGACAAUGAUGAAGACGAAGAAAUGGAGACUGACUACGAAGAUGAUGACCACAAACCGGUGACCAACGGUCACACACAUGAUAAACCAAAUAAUUCUGACGCGUAUACAGAACAAAAAACUAAAGAUGUGACUGAAAAUGAUAUAGAGCUACUGAAAUUGUUCACUGAAGUUCAGAGGAUGCAACGCCAGGCGGUUAGUUUGAAAGAUAAGCUCAAACACAAUAUGAGAAUUCACAGCAGACAGAGUAGAGUUCUGAGAAGAUUGGAGGAGGUUAUAGAGAAAAAGAGGAAGGUUUUGAACGCGAAAAGAAAAAAAAGAUCGAGGAUAUUAUUGUCUUUGCAGGACAAGAUUGAUGAGGACACAAGUGGUUUAGUUUUGGCCAUGCCCGUGAAGCAAACGGAAGAUUUUAAGAAUUUCGCUUUAAGUAUUUACAAGUAUUCUCCACAGGCUUAUAUCUAUAUAAGGAAUACUUUAAGGACGUUGCUUCCGAGUACUGAUGUCUUGGACACGUGGCUGGGGAGCGGGCAUCAGCCUAAAACGGCGAUCAGUAAUAGCAAUAUGAUAAAAGUUAUGGCCGAACAAACUGAUACGGAGUUGUCAUGUAAAAUUAAGAUAGGUUAGUCGAUGAAGUUAUAAUAAAGUCUCGAAAAGUU
Messenger RNA from Amyelois transitella, 1374 nucleotides. RefSeq names its product THAP domain-containing protein 1. The transcript has 5 exons. Gene Ontology annotation, molecular function: sequence-specific DNA binding. Lineage: Eukaryota; Metazoa; Arthropoda; Insecta; Lepidoptera; Pyralidae. The coding region runs from base 236 to 1342 and encodes 368 amino acids. The record is from RefSeq and is a predicted model, not a curated record.